This is a messenger RNA of Caenorhabditis auriculariae, 8147 nucleotides long. NCBI's taxonomy places the organism in Eukaryota, Metazoa, Nematoda, Chromadorea, Rhabditida, Rhabditidae. The record is from the annotation of a GenBank genome assembly.
AUGGCUUCUUCGUGUUUGGUAUUGCUCAUGUUAACUGCUCUAGUAGCCUCAAGCUCCGCCUCCACGGAAUGGUCGACGUGCAACCGCAUGGUCGACGGUCCAUUCCUGGCCAAGCUUGCCAGAGGCGCUUGCAUCGCUUCUUGUAUUGUUCAGGUAUGUGUGUUCGUAUUUUAAAGAUGUGAUAGGUGCUGGAAAGAGGAAGACAAUGCGAUUCGAACCAUGGUUUCACAUCGAGGAGCACGUUGAAGAAUUAGAAAAAUCUCGAAAACUCAAGCCAUGCUUCGAAUCGAGUCAGUACUAGAUGAUUUAGCGCGCAAGUCGUUUUUUGUCCGGCGCGUUUCAGAGAACCAACUGGAACUUUUUGGUUGCAAAUAAAAUGACACUAACGAAGUAGUGAGCGUAGCGGUCAAAAUUAGUAUGUUUUAAGCUUCUUUGAAGAAAUUUGCUAUCUGACGCCCUAGAGCGCAAACCGUUACAGGUCGGCUGCUUUGAAAAACUUCGUUUCAAUGUAUUGCUCAUCUUAGCUCAGAACUGUUCAGAAUUGCGGCUCGGGCGACUGCGAAAAUCGAGGCGGACGUCCGACCUGCGUCUGCAACAGAUGUGGCAACGGCGGUCAGGAAAUUCCCGGUGGAAAAUGAAAUUCUUCCUUUUUUUCGAUUUUGAAUAAACUUUUAAAAAACUUUGAAAUUUCUUUCUUGUUUAAUGCUGCAGCCAUAGGAGGCGGAAGAAAACUCAGAGCGUAAGUCGUUCUGAGUCGGCUGCACGUUUUGAAGCCGUUGAAACUUUGAAACCGUACGAGUUGAUUUUGUACUUAUUUUCACGAUCUCUAAAGCUUUAACACCGCAAAACAAAAUCCUGAUGCGCCCGACCAGAACCUACUUGCGAUCAAAUGUAUCCUAUACAACCUAGGGGGAGAAAAGUCGCUCAAAUUAGGGUGCCGCUGAAAUUUAACCCUUCAAAAUAUACGGAUCCUAUAAACAAAUUCGUUCUGUGACUUGGAACACGAAAGGACAAGGAAAAAACGACAGAAAAUGUGUUUUGUGUAGUUUGUAGGGACACUGGUCAAUUUUUUUCCAAAUAAGUUUUUCAAGAGAACGCACAACAAAUAAUUUAAGCCUUGGAUCCAGUUCAAAACUGCGAACAACACUGAUAAAUGACUGAUAGGCCCGAAAAUGUGAUUUGUGUAGGGAGACGUGUAGUUUAUGUAGUUUCAGAGGCACGCCUCUUGCGCAAUUUGUGUGUGUUUGAAGACCUUUAUAAGGUGAGGCUUUAUGAACUAUUUCACUAAGUUUGCCAUUUUUCGUAUCUUGGAACUAUUUUCAAUCUUUGGAUACCAAAGUUGAAUCAAUUUUUACCCAAUUUUGAUCUAAACGAGGCUCUACAAGGUAAUCUAAUUUUUGAGUCUCAAUAACCUGAUAUUUUUCCCUAAAUCUUUAACUUCGUAACUGUAUAAAAAUGACGUUUUAACCUUGAUUCUGUGAUGUCUGAUCACUGAUUUUUCGCUCUCGAAACCGAUUUCCAAGAAGUCUAUUGACUUUCUUCGUUCAAGUUCUUUUUCUAUUUGUUGGUUCGGUUCGAAUCAAUAGUGUUCGACCGGAAAAUGUUCAACUUUUCCUCCUAAUUUCUCAGAAAAGGCCUUAAACUCCGAAUCCGCUCAUGAACUUGGCAAACCUUUUCGAAAGUCUUCAGCUUUUGGAAAUUCUUUUUUAGAUACUGUAAAAACAAUUUUUCUAUCCCCACAGGACCACAGAGCUUUUGAGGGAUUCCAAGAGCGAUCAAAGAUUUUUUUCAUUCCGAUUUCUCUCACUUAUUCCACUUUAAAUGUUAGAAAUUACACAAAUCUCUUCAUGGUCCUUCAUAUACUUAAAUUUCAGGUGUUCCGAAAUGCUUCUACUCUACCUUAUCAUCCUAUUCGUAACCUUUCUAGUGGUCAGGCAAUGGAGAAUGCGACAAAACCUGCCCAAAGGUAAAUCUUUUCUAGGGAUCACUUAUUUGGGUUGAAGCCCCUAAAGCAGUCACUAUACCCGAUUCUGAGUCUUUACCUAUAAAAAGAAAGACUUUUCAGGACCCACUCCUCUACCAUUGAUCGGAAACCUACCUCAAAUAGUAUAUGCUUCGAUGAAAACCGGAGGGAUGGCAAAGGGGAUCCAAACCUUUCAGAAGGUUUGAAAAUGUGGCUUGAAGCGUUGCGGUCGUUCGAGUAACAUAAGAACGCCAGAGGGAUCCCUAUAGGGGUAACCUUAUGGGUCCUGGGUGGUUCCCUUUUAGGAAAUAGCGUUUAGUGUCGGUUCGAACGACAUAGGAACGCCAGAGGGUUCCCUAUCGGCGUAACCUCAGGGGCCCUAGAAGGUCCUUCUCUAGAAAAAAAAAGCGGUUAGUUUCGGUUCGACCAGAGUGGUCCCCGUAGGGGCGACCUCGGAACCCUCUCCUCAAAAAACCACCUUACCUCUAUAGGGAGCAUUAAAGCUUGCAGAAGAGGCCACUAUAGGGAUUUUAGAUAGUAGUCGCUACAGGGUGUAAAGUCGUUCAUAUUUAUGAACUCAGAACCAUUUCCAUGCCAAAGUUUGUUAUUUAUAGACUUUUAUAGGGGUUAUUUCCUAGAACUUCAAUCUUAUAGAGCACUUCUUUGUCCCCAUAGAGGCUGUUUACCCCCUAGCCCCUGUGGGGAAAAUUCUGGGUUCCUAAGAACUUUUCGCCUUGACCGUUUCGCAGCCGCGACGCGUCUCAAGCCAUUCCCCUUUAAUUAAUUUUUUUUUCAGACAUACGGAAAAGUGUUCACAUUAUGGCUAGGUCCAAUACCUUCCGUCCAUAUCGCUGAUUAUGAGUUGGCACAGGAAGUUAUGGUGAAGAAAGGAACAAAAUAUGCGGAUCGAUAUGAUGUCGAGCUUUUCAAUAUCAUGAGAGGUUAGGUUGUCAAUUGUUAAAAAUAUAAACUCAAUAUGAAAGUACAUGCGAAAUUUGAGACAUAUUGGAGUAUCUCCAUCCAAACUGUAGAUCUACACGAUUUUAAAACAUCUAUAAACAUAACAAAAAAGACUUUUCAAGAAAACCGUGGAGUCAUCGUUUCAAACGGCCAGUACUGGCAGGAGCAUCGUCGCUUCGCUCUUCAUACUCUGAGGAAUUUCGGCCUUGGCAGGAAUAUUAUGGAGCAAAAAAUCAUGGACGAGUUCCACAAGAGGUAUAGUAGAUCAACGCGUCUACAAGCUAUUGUCAAAUCGUUCAGGUUCGACGAUUUGGAAGAGAAUCGGCCCAAAACCGGCGGAAAAGUCGAGGCUCACUAUCUUUUGGACCUUCUUGUCGGUAGUAUCAUCAAUCAGUUGCUGUUUUCGGAGAGAUUUGGCAAGGUUGGCACGCGACGCGGCACUCAUACGUCACGGUUUUCAGGAUAAGGAGGAAGAGUUUUCCGAGAUCAAAAGGAUGUUAAGCUCCACCGAAAACAUUGGAGUCAUCGAAAUGGGCAUUCCGAUGUGGCUUAUGAAGACCCGAUUCCUCAAAUGGAGGUUCGUUUCAACUUUGGACUUUUGCUUUUUUAGUCUUGUGACUUUUUAUUGAGCUACUCUACUUUUUGAGUGAAAUAGUGGGCAAAAGGAAAGAUUUAGAUGACUGUCUCAGAGUUUAAUGUCAAGCUACCGUUAGGAAUAAUGUUUAUAUAUUAUGUUACGAUUUUAUAAUUCAAUGACGUCAUUCUAAAGCACUCUGUGGAUGGCUCUCUCUUUGAUUGGUUCAUCGUGCCCUAGGGGCGGAGCUUGAACUACGGCGUUACAUCCAAAAGUGGAACAGACUAUAUGUUCUCUGUGAGCUGCUUGAGAGACACAGAGUCGAGGAUGACGUCAUCUUCACAUGUCAUCAAAAUACUUAUUUUUUUAGCAUUUUGCUAAAUUAGAGGAUGUUCUUGUUGAUUAUUCCAACAUCUGCCUCCCCCUCUCUUUUAGAUGGAUAGCAUCCUUUUUGAACCUCGGAUGACGUCAUCGAUUUCACUAGUGACGUCAUUUUGAAUCUCUACUACUCUAAACCUAUUUCCUUCUUGAUUGGGGGUUCCUUUCACUCUCAGAUGUUUAUCUGCGAUUGAUAAUCCAAAAGACCUUAAUUUUGACCCUUUCAUGACGUUAUUAAGCCUAAAUGAAACUUCAUGUCCAUGUAUCUAGAAGUGGUAAGUGGCCACUUAAGAGGCUACAUCAAGGACUAAUCAAAGAAAAGCCACCUCCAUAGGAGCGCCAUCAUUUUUCUUCUUAGUGGAAAGAGUGGUCUAGAUGUACCACUUGGGCUCCUAAAGAGGCCACUGAAUUUUAGCCACUUAAGUGACCACUAGUUCGACUACUAUAGUGGUCACUGAAACGUCGAAACCUCACAGUGGUUACUAAAAAUUUCCACAAAGAUCAUGGUCCAAUUGAAACCCAUUUCUCCUCAAUAAAAACCAAAGUGUUACAAAACCUUCCUUUAAUCUUUUCAAGGUACGACAAAAUAGCCGCGCCGACACGCCGAGUAUUGGACUUUGUUGGGAAGCAUAUCGAUAAUAAGUAGGUCCAUUUAUCAAUAAGUGUCAACUUUUAAAAAAAUAGGAUCCAAGAAGUCGACAAGGGGAAUAUUGAGUUAACUGAGGAGGGCAACGAUUUCGUUGAGGCCUACCUAUGGCGAAUGAAAAAGGACCAGAAAGACGGGGUCGAGGGCUCUUUCGAGUAGGCUUUUUUUUGAAGUUCACAAAGGAUUCUGAUUUUUCAGCCUGUUCGGUUUGAAAGUGGAUCUAUUGGACUUGUGGCUGGCUGGCCAGGAGACCACCUCGACCACUUUGAUGUGGGCGGUCAUUCUGCUGCUCAACAAUCCUGAGGUGGGGCUUGUCGUGGUCGCAUUUGGAAUGGCUCUAGGCGUUGCGGUUCAAGGCUCUCUUUUAAAUGUUUGAUGGCCGUCAUGGUCCGAUUCUUGGGACUUCUCUGCGCUCUCCUGGUCUCUCGACAACCCUUUCUUUUUGACGGGCUAUUUUCUAGUUUCUCUGACCUCGAUGGUGAGGGAACAGAGAGGCUCAGAUACUCGAAAAGCCGCUGCGGAUGGACUAUAGCGCAAGUCGUUUUGGUCCGCUGCCUCUGGCGCAAAAGCUACGCACCCGAUAGCCAUUCCUCUUGCAACUCAGAGAAUUGAAAAUUUUUCUGGAAAUAGAUCUUUUUCAGGUCCAAGAACAAGUCCGAGAGGAGUUAUUAAAAAUCACAGAAAAUGGAAAUCGCGACCUUUCCUUGAAUGAUAAGCCGGUCACGCCGAUUCUCAAUGCUACAAUCGUGGUAUUCUCAUUUUGAAAUGUCAUUGAAUUAUAUAAAAAUUCAGGAGGUCCAACGACUGGCUUCAAUUCUUCCUGUCAACCUUUGGAGGAUCAACAAAGAGGUGACUUUUUUUUUGAAUAAGUCCUAUUGAAACACUUUAUCAGACCUUCACGGUCUAGAAGAGGAGAGAACGGUGAAUAGCUUAACGCGCAAGCCAAAAAGGGUCGGGACAAUUGAAACCGCUCUUCAGGCCGUUCAGAAUAGUCUCUGACUCGGCUUCGGAAGAAUGAACAGUAGAAGGGUUAGCCAUAGUUUGACGAGCGAUGGAACGCAUUGGGAAUGGCUCAUAAGCGUCGCGGUCACGUUGCGGCUCAGAAUUUUUGAACUUUUUGAAUCUACGGCGUUUCACUAGCCGUAAAGUGAAACACCGUGACAGAAUUUGGAACAAAAAAGGGGUGCUGCUCACUGAAGCGCGCUACAAGGCGCAAGUCGUUUUCGGUCCGACGCAUCCACUCAAAACUUGACCUCAGUGCUUCAAUCGAUGCCCAUGCCAUCAUAUACUAUUUCAAACAAUUUUUUAUAACCUACAUAAUUUUUAACUUUUUUUUUACAGGACACAGUCAUAGACGGUCAACCGGUCUGCGCCGGAGUCAUGUUAAACGCCGAAAUCUCUCUGAUAAUGGCCGAUGAGAACAAUUUCAAAGAGCCUGAGAAGGUACUUAAAAUGAACCGCGAAAAAAAAAAUAUUUUACAGUUCAACCCAUCCCGGUACCUGAACAACGAAGCGUCGGACAAGCAUGUGGUGCCGUUUGGGCUUGGGAAAAGGGCGUGUUUGGGCGAAGCGAUGGCCCGAGCUGAAUUGUACUUGGUGAGGAUUUAUUGGCUUUUUUCGAGUUUCAGUUCAUUCAUCACGAUUUGAACUGUCUGACUUGUCUGCGCCCUCUUUUCUCUCGUUUGUGAGGAAAAAGACGCAAUCGUAGCUCAGAAAUAGAGGGUGCAGAAAUAUACUUUUCGAAAUUCUCGAGAAUGUUCAAAAAUACUUUUUAUAGAUUCUUGGAAACAUACUUCUUCGAUAUCGCCUGAAAACAGAAGGAACUCCUCCGCCGGCCGUUUCAAAAAAUCCCCAUGGAAUCAUCAAUCAUCCCCAUAAUUGUCAAGUCAUUUUUGAGAAAAUCUGAUAGAUACCUUGCAAUUUAUGAUUUAUCAUGUAAAUAAAAAAAUAAAAAUUCUAUGACUUUAUCCGACAAAAAAAUAAAGAAAUUGGGCCGCGACGUACGCAAUCGUUUCAAUGAAAAAAUUAAUACUCUACGAAAAACUUUUUAAGUAAGUUAGUAUUGUCAACUUUGAAGUUUGAUCUCUAUGUUUUCUAGGUUUUUUUGAUCAUUCCACCAGUCUGAAUCCUACCUUCGUUGAUUAAACAAGACAGUUCCGUCGGCAAAUAAACCAUUUCUUUUUGUGGUUUCUGUACUUCAACUAGACUCUAAUGAAGAAAAGAGAACAGUUGUUUUUUUCUGAUUGGGCACGAAAGUAAGGAAUCGGACGCUUCCAAAUCAAGUUCAUUACAAUCUUCGAUUAUUCGUUUCUAUUUUGAAACUAGGAUCACGGUAUGGCGAGAAAAGUUUUUCGUGUUGUUUGAGAGUUCAGGAACUCUGGGCUUACUUUUUUCAGGAAAAAAAAGAAAGCCAUCUAUUCAAUAUAACACAAAACAAAUAAUUUAAGCCUAGAAUGUCAGUUAAAAACUGCAAACAACACUGAUAAGGGGCUGAUAGGCCCGAAAAAUGUGAUUUGGGUAGGGACGUGUAGUUUCCAUAGUUCAGAAGGCACGCCUCUUGCCGCAAUUCGUGUGUAUCCGACGACCUUUAUAAGGUUAGGCUUUAUGAACAAUUUCAUAAAGAUUUGACAUUUUUCGUAUCUUGGUACAAUUUUUAACCUUUGGACACAGAAAUGAAUCAAUUUUCACCCAUAUUUUUAUUUAAUCAAGGCUCAAUAAGGCAAUUCCUACGAUUUUCUCCUUUCUCUACUUCUAAUCUGUAUAAAAAUGACAUCGUUCCCACUAAUUCGUGUACUCUGAUCUUCGAUUUUUGCGAUAGGAUCCGAAUUUCGAACAGUCCAUUGACUUUCUUUGUUCAAGUUCUUUUCCUUUUUGUUGGUUCAGUUCAGUUUUCAGUCCUGAACUAGAGAAAUAUCCCCUUUUCUUUUUUCUCAUUGUUAUAUUAUGAAUAAUGUUUCAAAACAGAGGUUUCAUGAUAAUUUUUCCGUACUUUUUUUCACAUUGUAAUGCUGGCUCGUAGAAGGUCCAAUUUUUAACUUUUAGACUCUUCAAGAGUCUAGUGAUGAAUAGUAUUCAUAAUUGCAGGAUUCUCCAGAAUCCUGACAGAUUGAUAAGUAUUGGCAUACAUAAGCUCAUUUCACUGAAAUGGGAGUUAAUUAGGGAGAAUAUGCAAUGAAAAGUGGAGUUGCUGAACGAAAAAUUUUCUCGUUCAAAGAGAAGAGAAAGUCAGCGAAAUGGAGAGGAAAAGUUUCUUCUCAAACGUCUAACCGUGACCACAUUUUCUAGAGCGUGACGCAUCAAGGUGAAAAGGAAGUGCCACACCUUACAUCACUUGCGGAUAUGUUGUGCAACCGAAGUUGGUGAAAAAAUAUGUUUCCUACAAUCUGAUUUCGAUUUAGUUGUACCUUGGAACCUAAUAGAAUAUUUUCACUCUUCUAAAAUGAACUGUCAGGAAAGAGAUGAAAGUUGCAUCAAUGCAUUUAAAGUUGCUAUUCAACUAGGCGGAAGUCUUGGAGACAUCUUCAAGGACCAGGUUUUUUCUACUAUUUUUUUAUAAAGUAUCAUUUCAACGCUUGCAGAAAAUAACGGCAAACGUUUGCCGCAAUAUACUUAAGUGUAUUGAAUGA